UGAACUACACACAGGAACUCAAGAAGAUUUCUUCAUUCCGGAUUCAAAUGAAUGGUUCUUUUGGUGCUUACUUGAGAUUCUGAGACUUUCUUCCAUACCUCUCUUUCUCAGAUCAAAAAUUAAAAACACCCAUGACUUGCUCUUUUCAUUUCCAAUACAUUCUCAUUUUUGUACACCUCUAUUAUUAUUCCAUCUUCUAUCUGACAAUUACCUUGUCUGAAAACUCACCGUAUAUUCCCUCAGAUGACAUAGCUCUCAAUUGUGGCUCUUCCUCUUCAAUCACUCCCCAAUACGAUGGUCGAAACUGGACCGGUGAUAUUGGUUCCAAAUUCAUAUCUUCUAACAAUCCUGCAGCCACCACCAACUCUACCGCGUUCAAAGCCUCUUUCAUGGAUCCCUCUGUCCCAGAAAUUCCUUACUUGUCUGCUCGUAUCUUUCACACUGAAUUCACAUACAAUUUCAAUGUCACACCAGGCUCAAAAUUCGUCCGCCUUCAUUUUUACCCGUCAUCUUAUAUUGGUCUAGAGGACACAUCUUAUAUUGGUCUAGAGGACACAUCUAAGUCUUUUGUCACCGUCACUGCUUGCUCUGGCUGCUGCUACACUCUCCUCCGCAACUUCAGUGCUUCUCUCAAUGCGGAUUACUCCAAGGUACCAUUUCUCAUGAAGGAAUUUAUUGUCUACGUAAAUGGACAAGUGCUGGACAUAAAAUUUUCCUCAUCUUCAUCAAAUUCAUCAGAAGAAGCUUAUUAUGGCUUUGUGAAUGGAAUUGAGGUUGUUUCAAUGCCUCUGAAUCUCUAUCUUCCAGAGAGGGAUGCGCCUGGUCUCCGUGGUCUCAAUUUUGUUGGGCAGAAAGACUUGUUCUACGUGGAUUGCAAUUAUUCUAUGGAGACAUGUUAUAGACUGAAUAUGGCCGGCAAUGAGAUACCACCCAAGCAGGACACAGGAAUGUUUCGUCGUUGGACCAGAGAUGAUGAUUACAUAUUCGGAGCUGCUACUGGGGAUUGGCCUUUCGAUUUUAAUUUUACGUUGAGGUACCCGCCCGACGUACCACCAUACACUGCACCUGAGAUGGUCUACAAGACAGGUAGAGCCAUGGGGCUGCGUGAAAACGUCAAUUUGCUUUACAAUCUGAGCUGGAUUUUCCCCAUUGAUUCUGGUUUCUUAUACCUUGUUCGGCUGCAUUUUUGUGAGGUGGAUCGGUGGAUGAAAAAAAUAAACCAGAGGGUGUUUGACAUAUUCAUCAACAAUGAAACAGCCGAAUUUGAAGCUGAUGUUAUUGCUUGGAGCAGCGGGUACAUGGCUCCAGUGUACCGAGACUAUGUUGUUUUCAUUCCAAAAGUAAAUAAUGGGGAGAAGCAAGACCUGUGGCUAGAGCUACACCCAAACACGAAAUCAAAACCUCAGUACUAUAACGUCAUUUUAAAUGGAGCUGAGAUCUUCAAAUUAAGCAACUAUGAUGGAAACCUUGCUGGACCUAAUCCCCCCAAAAAGAUUGUGGCCAGUUUGCCACCAAAGAAACUCAACCCAAAAUCAUCAAAGAAGAUUACCUUGAUUAUGGUUGGAUGUUUUCUUGGCGGGCUGCUAAUUUUUCUUAUUUUCUCUUUCCUCCUUUAUAUGAUAAUUAGAAAGCGAGUGUUUUCAUGUUUUUCGUUGCAAUUAGACCAUUCCAAGUCUGGUCUAAAUAUAACAAUACAUGUAUCCCCGCUUUGCCAUCGCUUUUCCAUUAAGGAGAUCAAAGCUGCAACUAGUAACUUCGAUGAGGCACUAGUCGUUGGCACAGGUGGAUUUGGUUGUGUCUACAAGGGUUGCAUCAAUGGCGAAGCAAAAAUGAUAGCAGUAAAACGUGGUAAUCAGAUGGAAGAAAGAAAUCUACAUGAAUUCCAGACAGAGAUCAUAAUGGUCUCUCAGCUUCGACAUCACAACCUUGUCUCUCUAAUUGGUUACUGCCUGGAAGAAGAUGAAAUGAUCCUCGUGUACGAGUACAUGGAAAAUGGCACCCUUUAUGAUCAUCUUCAUGGCCCGAAAUCCCCCCUCACUUGGGAACAACGGUUGAAGAUUUGCAUUGGAGCUGCAAGGGGACUACACUACAUACACAGUGGUUCAAAACACAAAAUCAUUCAUCGGGACAUCAAGCCAACCAACAUACUACUAGAUGAAAAUUGGGAUGCCAAGGUUUCAGAUUUUGGGAUAUCGAAAUUGGGGAAUAUGGCAUCUUCUUGUUCUCAUGUCACCACUGAAGUGAAGGGUACUUUAGGAUAUUUAGACCCUGAGUAUUACCAAUGCUAUAAAUUGUCAGAGAAGUCAGAUGUUUACUCAUUUGGUGUGGUACUGCUAGAGGUGCUUUCUGCGAAGUCGGUAAUGAAUCCCAUGGCAGAAGAGGAAGAUGUAAACUUAGUAGAGUGGGUGUCAUCUCAUCUCCAUAAUGGUACGGCGGACCAGAUUGUAGACACAAGUAUGAAAGGAACAAUAUCAAAAGAGUCAUUUGUGAAGUUUUUGGAAAUUGCCAUGAAUUGCUUAGCCAAACAUAGUGUAGAGAGGCCGACUAUGGGUGAGGUUCUCUGGAACCUAGAGUUGUCUUUGAAACUUCAAACUGGUGUCGAAACAGGUAAAGUUGAAGUACUAAACAACAUGGAUUUUCACAUCGCCACAAUGGGCACAGGGAACAACUCAGAUGUAACUCCUGGAAUUGAGUUCUCUGAGAUCGUGAUGCCCCUUGGACGUUGAUGAAAUUGUCUGUAACAUUUAUGCUUUGCAAAUUUGAAGUGUGUUCU
Messenger RNA from Camellia sinensis, 2773 nucleotides. The record is from RefSeq and is a predicted model, not a curated record. NCBI's taxonomy places the organism in Eukaryota, Viridiplantae, Streptophyta, Magnoliopsida, Ericales, Theaceae.